This is a messenger RNA of Fundulus heteroclitus (mummichog), 827 nucleotides long. Its product is annotated as sialoadhesin-like. Bases 159 to 716 code for a protein of 185 amino acids. The record is from RefSeq and is a predicted model, not a curated record. The transcript has 6 exons. Lineage: Eukaryota; Metazoa; Chordata; Actinopteri; Cyprinodontiformes; Fundulidae.
CCUUCAAGUGUCUGUGUUUAUCUGAGCUGCUGAGGUGGAGACAGACAGCGUGAGUCCUUAGGGUUUAUGGAGCUUGAUGUAGCGUUUGAGGGGAUCAGCGUGUUCGUCAGCUCUCAUCUGAUUGUCAUUGUGUCACAACAGAGCUCGUGUCAGCGGAGAUGUUGGCAGGUGCGUUAGUGCUGGGCACCAUCCUCACAGCUUUCCCAGGUACUCAGAGCAGGUGGAGCGUGUCGUUUUCUAGAAGGGUGAUCUGCGUGUGGGCAGGAACUACAGUGACUCUGCCCUGCCGGUAUGACUACCCAUCAGGUCAUACUGUGAGCCGGGUUAUGUGGUUCCGUGUGUCUGUCGAGGGUCGCAGGGAGUUUGCCCACCACACCGACCCCAACCAGAUCAGCCUGUCUUACCGUGGACGCACACGCUACAUCGGGGGAAGCUAUUCCAGCUGCUCGGUCCAGAUUCGGGGUGUGAAGCUGAGCGAUGCGGGCCAGUAUCACUUCAGGUUUGAGACAGACCAACCGCUGGGGAGAUGGACCUCCCCGGACACCAUUACUCUGGACGUAACAGACCUCCAGGUCCAGGUGCAUCCUGCCAGGCCUGGCAACAUGUUUGGAUUUGGAGAAACAGUCUUUGUAGGAUGCCGGGCCAGAGGGUGUGCUGCCCCAGGGAAGAGCUUGGCACUGUACAGCAACAAUGCAGCACAUCUGUGGAGUUUUUAAACCUGGACACCAGUCACACACUCUCAUUCUGCGCUCAGACUGGUGUCUCAAAUAUGACGCCACACAUGUUUGCUGCUGGCCUGAUCUAAGCACCUGCAACACUUGUUUUCU